AGGUGAGGUGGGUGUUAUCAAGGUGUGUUACCUGGCAGGUGUACAAAGGUGAUAUUUUGAGGCUUGUGAGCCGGGAGAACAGGAACAGAACAGAUACAGGUAGCACAACCAUGUUACACCUGCAGACAUGCGCGUGAAAACGUUUCUCCCAGCGAGUAAGUAGUCGUGGAUUAUCUAUGUGUGUAUCGUAAAUGUGUCGGUUUUUAUUUGUUUUUUCUGAUUUUAUUUUAUUAACUCUUUCUUUUCUGUACACAGUCUCUUUUGUUCUUCUUUGCGUCAAUUUCUUCUUCGACUUAAAAAACGAUUUUAAUUGAAGAAAACUAAGACUUCUACUUCUACAAUAUUUCUUCCUUUAACUAAGCUCGUGCCGAUACCUAUCUAGGGGUGUAAAUAUAUAUUAACAACCAAUAGAACAAGUACGUUUGAGACCAACAGCGAAAUAAAAAAUAUUUACAUUGUCGAAUAUCAAGCUACACUCUUAGUCUCAAAACAUUAAGACAGAAGAAAGCAUAAAAAUGAACUUUUUAUUCCUUGAUUGCGGAUACGCAUUUCGGGAUUAAUCUUGCCAAUCAUAUGAGUGCAGUUCAGUAUAUCCUAAGAUAAAUUCUUAAGCAAUAUGAAGGCAUUAAUUCAUUUUUUAUUACUGUAAGAUACACUACUCGUAAAAUAAUUUAAAAAGUUAAAUAUGUGAUAUACUACUCGUUCCAUAGUUCAACUUAAAUAUUAAGUUUUCUUUCAUGCCGUGAAAAUACAGUCCAUGCUUAUAACCACGAAUUGUUACGGAAAUGAUUUCUUUUUAUUUAUUAUAUUUAUUUUUUUUUUGUUGUUCAUUUAUUGUCGAUAUCUUUCUUUGAUCUACUUCCGCUUGGAGUCACGUGUAAAGUGAUGUCAGACAUGGGGAUCAGGCGGCUCCACCUCUGCCCAGCAAUAACCGUUGUCCUCUUGAUGUGUCUGGUCAUCUACCUGGCGGAUCUCUUCCACAAUAACUGCAGGUAUGGAGAUGCAGUGAACAAAGCUGACAUUCGAGACCCUUCGUUGUCAGUCGUGGCGAGUGCAGCAAAGAAAUUGCUAGACGAGCAUCCUCUCCUCGUCACGGUCAUCAACCACGCCUACCUGCCGUUGAUGUACAACUGGAUGUGUCACACAAAGCGUUUUCAAGGUCUACACGACAGACUGCUGGUGUUGGCCGAGGACAAGCAAUCUCUGGCACAGUUCACCCAGAGAUGGCCUGGGGUCCGUUCCAUGACCAUCAACUCUCAGCGGUUCAGUCUCGGUGGUCAGCUGCCGUUCAACACUGUGGGCUACGUUCGCAUGAUGGUGCUUCGAACCGAGGUUCUCAAUGAACUGGUGCAAAGUAACCUGCCGUUCGUUCUGUUCGAAACGGAUUUUGUCUGGCUGAGGAACCCGGUUCCAGAUUUCCUUGAGCUGGCUUUCAAAGAAGAGUUGGACUUGGUCGGAUCGAAAUCAGCCGUAGAGGACCAAAUCAUGUGCGGAGGAUUCAUUUAUUUUCGGAACACAGAGCACACGCGCCUUCUCUGGGCGGAAGUGACGCGUAAGAUGCACUCUUUGGAGGACAGAAUGAAAUUCUUGAAAGACAAUGAGUCUGCACCGAAGAAGGAAAAUGAACAGCGGUACCUCAACGCUCUUCUAGCGGUGAAUUACGAAGGUGUUCGCUAUGGCUUAGUGGAUUACAACACGAGUGUCGUCGACGGCAAAUGGUACACCAACAAGAUUCUUAGGAGACGAACCUCUCCUAAAGCCAUACACAACAACUUCUUGACGACCACGAGGGAGAAAAUAAUCCGCUUCAAAGCGUUUGGCCAGUGGUUCCUCAAAUCAGACGACAGUUGUGACGACGAAAAACUACAGCAUCAUCCGUUUGUUGACUGAUGAUGGACUUCGCUUGAUGUGUGAUAGAUGUGUGUGUA
Pomacea canaliculata is the source of this 1928-nucleotide messenger RNA. RefSeq names its product UDP-D-xylose:L-fucose alpha-1,3-D-xylosyltransferase MGP4-like. Bases 886 to 1890 code for a protein of 334 amino acids. Gene Ontology annotation, molecular function: glycosyltransferase activity. NCBI's taxonomy places the organism in Eukaryota, Metazoa, Mollusca, Gastropoda, Architaenioglossa, Ampullariidae. The record is from RefSeq and is a predicted model, not a curated record. The transcript has 3 exons. Gene Ontology annotation, cellular component: Golgi apparatus.